AUGUCCACCUCAACAGAACCCCUCUCCCCCCCCUCCUUCGCAAUAACCCAACUCACCCUCCUCGAAGCCGAACUCGCCGCAGAAGUCUCGGAAUCAUCCGCCCUCGUCUCCUCGCACUCCCCCACAGCCCUCCAGCGCGCAGGCCUCGCCCUGCCCAACCUCGUCGUCACCGCCCGCCGCACAGGUCUAGGCGGGCGUACCGUCCUCGAGUUGUCUUCGGAUCCCGCUGUUGCGUCUUCUUCCGGUGAACUACCCGAGCAUGGCCUCCGGCCGGGAGACAUUGUGCUCAUUUCGGAGCAGCCCGCGGGGAACGCGAAGAAGAAGGAGGUGAAGGAGCUCGAGAGCAAAGGGGCGAGGGGGGUGGUUACGAGGGUUAGGAGGGAGGUUGUUGGUGUUGCUGUUGAUGAGGGGAAGGGGGAGGAGAGGGAGUUUACGGGACGGGUUUGGAUUGUCAAGGUUGCUGAUGAUGUCACGUACCGGAGAAUGAGCCAAACCAUGGGCAAGAUCGAAAAGAUGACGGAAUCGGAAUACACGGCCUUCAUGCGCGUCCUCUUCGGCCUCUCGAGUCCGUCGCCGGUACCCCCGGACCUGGCAUCCGACCCGGAUCUCUCAAAGAUCCAAUGGAUCGACCCGUCCCUGAACGACUCACAAAAGGACGCCAUCCGGUUCGCCCUCGCGUCCCGCGAAGUAGCCCUCAUCCACGGCCCGCCAGGCACGGGCAAAACCCAUACCCUAAUCGAACUAAUCCUCCAGCUCAUCAAGCUCAACCUCCGCAUCCUCGUCUGCGGCCCCUCCAACAUCUCCGUCGACAACAUCGUAGAGCGCCUCGCCCCGCACAAGAUCCCCAUCCUCCGCCUCGGCCACCCGGCCCGCCUCCUCCCCAGCGUCCUCGCCCACUCCCUCGAUGUCCUCACCCAGACCUCCGAGGCCGGCGCCAUCGUGAAAGACGUCCGCGCCGAGAUGGACGCCAAGCAGGCUUCCAUCAAAAAGACGCGCAACGGCCGCGAGAAGCGCCAAAUCUACGCCGACCUCAAGGAGCUCCGCAAGGAAUUCCGCGAGCGCGAGCGCGGCUGCGUUGCAAACUUGAUCCGCGAGAGCAAAGUCGUCCUGGCGACGCUGCACGGCGCGGGCGGCCACCAGCUCCGGGACCAGCAGUUCGACGUCGUUAUUAUUGACGAGGCGAGCCAGGCGCUCGAGGCGCAGUGCUGGGUGCCUUUAUUAUCGGCCAAGAAGGCCGUCUGCGCCGGCGAUCAUCUGCAGCUGCCGCCGACGAUCAAGUCGCUCAAUUCCAAGGCGAAGCCGGCGGCGGCGGCGGCAACAUCAGCGGUACCCAAAGAAGACGCGGAGAAGAAGCAAAUCAAGGGCAUGACGCUGGAGACGACCCUGUUCGAUAGGUUGCUCGCCCUACACGGGUCAUCCAUCAAGCGUAUGCUCACCACGCAGUAUCGCAUGCACGAGAACAUCAUGAGGUUCCCGUCGGACGAGCUCUACGAAGGGAAGCUCAUCGCCGCGGAGGCGGUCAAGGAGCGCUUGCUCAGAGACCUGCCGUACGAGGUCGAGGACACGGAAGACACCAACGAGCCAGUCAUCUUCAUCGAUACGCAAGGGGGCGACUACCCCGAAAGGAGCGAGGACGACGACAAGGACGCCGUCAAGAAGGCAAAGUUCAGCUUGCAUGGGGAGAGCAAGAGUAACGAGAUGGAAGGGGCUCUGGUCCGGCAACACGUUCAGAAGCUGGUCGACGCGGGAGUGAAGCCAGAGGACAUCGCCGUCGUGACCCCUUACAACGCUCAGCUCGCCAUUUUAGCGCCCCUGAAAGAACGGUUCCCGGGCAUCGAGCUGGGCAGCGUGGAUGGCUUUCAGGGCCGUGAAAAGGAGGCCGUCAUUGUCAGCCUUGUACGGAGCAAUUCCGUAGGAGAAGUAGGGUUCCUGGGCGAGAAGCGCCGACUGAACGUGGCGAUGACGAGACCUAAACGCUCGCUGACGGUGAUCGGAGAUUCAGAGACAGUCAAGAGAGGCAGCAUCUUUCUCAAACGGUGGAUGGAUUUCCUCGAAGAGAACGCUGAUCUACGUUACCCGGAUCUAUCGUCACUUCAAGGGUCCUGA
Molecule: messenger RNA, 2106 nt
Organism: Colletotrichum acutatum
Lineage: Eukaryota; Fungi; Ascomycota; Sordariomycetes; Glomerellales; Glomerellaceae
Product: P-loop containing nucleoside triphosphate hydrolase protein
Exons: 6
Coding region: 1-2106 (701 amino acids)
Molecular function (GO): RNA binding; 5'-3' DNA helicase activity; ATP binding
Source: RefSeq, a predicted model, not a curated record